Lytechinus variegatus (green sea urchin) is the source of this 2337-nucleotide messenger RNA. RefSeq names its product solute carrier family 43 member 3-like. The transcript is spliced from 10 exons. The record is from RefSeq and is a predicted model, not a curated record. The coding region runs from base 244 to 1890 and encodes 548 amino acids. Gene Ontology annotation, biological process: transmembrane transport. Lineage: Eukaryota; Metazoa; Echinodermata; Echinoidea; Temnopleuroida; Toxopneustidae. Gene Ontology annotation, molecular function: transmembrane transporter activity.
CAAGCAUUCAUCCAAGAAGUCCGCAAACACAAAUAUGACUAUUCCAUAAAGUUCAAUGAAAUAUACUAUAGGGAACAAACUUGGGCUAUUUAAGAAUUUUGGGUGAAGGUGCACGUCGACCCACUACAAAGUUUGCAUCACACAGAACUUCACUAACAUACAUGUAUUGCGUCACCAUUUUACAGGGAAACUUUGAUCUCAUCGAAAAGACCUCAGAUCCAGAACCGAAGAAAUAUCGAUAAAAUGAAGAUCUGGAUAUCAUUUGAGAGACUCGUGGCUUUGGUAUUGGUGUGCUUGGAGAAUCUCAUACACGGUGCUGUCGUGUUCGGCUGGCCAUCACUCGUCUUUGUUUAUCUACAGCUUGGCUAUUUUCGUGACCUCUGCAGCGAGAGCAGUGAAAAUGCAACAUUAACUUCCAAUGACUUCAGCCUUAUCAGUACCACCACCGCUACUGACGGUCUCGGUAUGGAAGAAGGACUCAUGUCGUGUCCGGAACAGGAGAGUCGUCUUCAGCUGGUGUUCUCGAUCGCUGUUGCUCUUCAGGCAACCUGCAUGUUUCCUGUUGGGUUCCUUUUUGAUCGUUUCGGUACCAGAUUAUCUCGACUUGUCAUGAGUAUUCUGCUUCUGAUUGGUUACGUUUUGAUGGCGCUCAGUUCUCCAACGUACCCCAUUCUUGUUUUUCCUGGAACCAUCUUCUUCACCAUCGGUGGGGUCAUCAUGCUAUUCUCUUCUAUGCAGGUUGGGAAUCUUUUUGGAAAAAAGAAGUCUACCGUUAUUACAAUAAUCAAUGCUAUGUACGGAGCAGCUAUCAUCAUGCUUGUUAUUGCAAAGAGGGCGCACGACUCAGGGUUUUCCAUCAACAUCUUCUUCUUCAUUAUGGCCGCGUCAGUGAUUCUUCUAAACAUCAACACCUACCUCUUCCUUCCCACCAAGUACAUUCCCUGGCCUCUCCCAGAGAAAUACCGACUGGUAACCUGCUGUAGGCCUACCACAAAGGCCACAUUGGAGGUGAAAGACCUAGAGGGUACCUACAACAGAGGGUACGUCGGUAACCCUGACUCGGAGAUAACAGGUGUCAAUGGGAGUUACAGACUCGAUGGAGUGAACUCCACCAGCGAGGACAUCGGCAGAGAGACCGACAGGUCCCAGGAAGAAUCAGUCAAACCAGAAUACGAUAUCUCUGAUGUCGAAGAGCGAAAGAUCAAAGAAUACGGAAGCCUCAGCUCAUGUAUUGUGUCGACUCCGUUUAUUUUGUUGUUUAUCUGGCAGGCGUUUCUUGAGAUUGACAUGGUCUUCACUAUUGGAACCCUGACGUUCUUCUUAACAAGAUUAUCCAACGGCGAUGAGGAAUUGGUGAGCUGGUACACAGACGUUUUUUCUAUCAUUCGAUUUUUCGUCGUGAUAGUCGGUCCCCUUGGCGGUCUUCUGAUGGACAGGAACAAACUCUCGACUUCAUGCUGUCUUAAAAGACAAUCUAAAACCAGAGGCCCAUACGCUGACAUGCGAGAUAGUUGUCUUCCUCUGGCGAUCACUACAUUUGCUUCCAUUGGUUACACCGUCUGUCUUCUUAUUCCAAGUCUUCAACUCCAGUAUCUAAGCUUUAUUUUCAUCCUGAUUGUUGGAUCUCUGCUCUUUGGCGUCGGCUCUGCUGUCGUUGCCGUGGUAUUUCCAAUGAAGUAUUUCACGAGUGUAUACGGCGCCAUGCGAACCAUGAGUGGAUUCUUCACCUUCCUCCAAUACCCAAUCUUCAUCUUACUCCAGAAUUAUCUUAAUGAUGAUCCUUUCUGGGUAUUCAUAGCAUUCAUCGUGGCUGAUGUGAUUACACUGGUCCUACCGGCUACACUAUACUUCCGUAGUAGGUCGAGAUCAAGAAACCAAAAGGAGAACUAAAUAUCUCUUCAACCAUAUGAAGACCAUAGUAAUGAGUACAUGCAAGCACCGAUGUAUUUCUUGUGCAUGAUUUAAUCCUCAAAAUUAUAAGAUAAAUAGUUCAAUUGGUGAGUAAAUGAUAUAAAAAGUUUAGAACUGUCAUGACUGUUUUCAUAUUUUUCUUGCCCCUUUUCCAUUUCCUUUGAUAUAUUUUCAAACUCUCUGAUUAUUUCAUAAUUCACACAUGAUUAAUGAUGAUGUUUCUUCGGUUUCAAGUGUUGUUUUUUUAAGGAAAUCAUAUAUCUUUUACUUUUGAAAGUUUAAUAAAUUAAGUCUUCAUGCGUUAUUUCUGAAGGAUACAUUUAUUUCGUCAAUGUAGAAUAUUGAAGAAAAUAGUAUAGAAUGUGUAACUUGUAAUGCCUUCCCGCCCUUACACGGUAAAAAAAAUCGUAAUUAUUUUUGAAUGAU